CUCCUUUCAAGACAUUGCAAGACAAAACGACAUUGCGAAUGGAGGCAUCAUGACAACUUGCACGGUUUGAUUUAUCUAAGCUAGUCUACUGUACUCGGCGGCAUACUUGAGAACACUGUCCUGCGCCUUUUGGCCGCGGAUGGCGACGCGGGGGUCAUUGAUGGGCGUAACUGUGGCCAUGUGGCUGUCAUAAUCCCAGUUGGGGACCUGGGCGUGGUUGAUAAAGAUGAGGGGCCACUUCUUGAUGACCUCGUCCACACCACGCCAAACGUUGAUCUGGGCAUACCGCUUGUGCUUCUUGAACAGUCUCUCGGCCUCCUCCUCACCAAAGUACUCAAUGAUGCCGUCGCGGAGCGUGCGGCGGUCACGGUCAACGUGGGCAAUUGGAAGGGAGGCCGAGGUCAUGCCCUUGUUGGCCACGUUCUUGGUGCCAAAAUCGCGAGGAUGAGCACCGUUUUGUCGGAUGCGGAAGAUGUAAGGCUCCACGAUGGGGGCCUUGGUGAUGUCGGCAAUGAUCUUCUUGCACUCGGCAUAGUACUCAGUCUCAAUCAACUUGCGGCCCUCGGGAGUGUUUCCAGCAAGCAUGUCCUCGGUGGAAAGGUUGCUGACGUGGUCGGCGAGCUCGUAGCCGUCUCCGGCGAGAGAUGGCUUGGGCUCCAAGUGGCGGAUGUCGUGAGCCACAAUGUUGACCUUCUGGGGCUCGUUGAUGUUGGUGUUGCCAUUGCCAUAGUCGACAAAAGCGUCGGCACCGUCCUUGGUGCCAUUCCACAUGCAGACAAAGCCUGUGGUGGAGGUGGGGGCGACAGCAGCAGCGGCCAUUCUGAUCGAUUUCGAAGUUGUAUGAAAGUUGAGAGCGUUAAGAGCAGGCGGCAGAGGCUUCUAGUGGAUGGUGGUGAUGGUGAUGAGAAACAAAACAUUCAGAGUGCGCGCUGA
Messenger RNA from Podospora bellae-mahoneyi, 933 nucleotides. RefSeq lists its product as uncharacterized. Lineage: Eukaryota; Fungi; Ascomycota; Sordariomycetes; Sordariales; Podosporaceae. The transcript has 3 exons. Bases 445 to 933 code for a protein of 162 amino acids. The record is from RefSeq and is a predicted model, not a curated record.